AUGAUAACAGUCCGUAGUGAAUUGCUUUUAAUGUCAGCUUUAAGGGUGUCAUUAAAAACUGUGGGACGAGCUUUCGUCAACGUUGUCAAAUAUUUGAGUGUCAAGAUAUCUUCAGAAAAUCUCAUCAUAUUACCUAAAUCAAUAUUGAAAAUUGAAAUGAUGGAGCCAUUAUUUGAGUACACAGACCGUAGCUUCAUAGCAUUCGAAGGCGUUCAUUUAUGGUCGGCUAAUGAUUGA
Molecule: messenger RNA, 237 nt
Organism: Clunio marinus
Lineage: Eukaryota; Metazoa; Arthropoda; Insecta; Diptera; Chironomidae
Source: the annotation of a GenBank genome assembly